Molecule: messenger RNA, 3499 nt
Organism: Ziziphus jujuba (common jujube)
Lineage: Eukaryota; Viridiplantae; Streptophyta; Magnoliopsida; Rosales; Rhamnaceae
Product: probable glycosyltransferase STELLO2
Exons: 3
Coding region: 461-2758 (765 amino acids)
Source: RefSeq, a predicted model, not a curated record
UAUUAUUCAAUCCAUCUAAAUUCAACUCCCAAUCCCAAUAUAAAAAAUAAAUAAGUAAAUAAAACCAACAAUAAACAAAUAAUUGGCUAGAUAAAUAAAUAAUAUAAUAUUACAAAAUACAAAUGGGCAGAAGCGAAACAAUAAGACAGAGACCUCCGUCCCACCAAAAGCUGCAGCGAAGCAGUUAUAUUGAAGCCUAAGCAACCCAACCAAAAUGCCCCACCUCUCAUACCACACAUGUCGGCAGAGCAACCACAGCUGAGAGAGAAAACAUUUGUUUACACGCUCUCUCAGAAACCAGACUCCAUUACCCAACAUUCAAAAUCUUCGUUUUUGGUGUUCCAACUUUCUCUGUGAAUUUGUUUCAGGAGUUGAAGUUAAAGUGGGAAGUCGAAGAGAGUUCAGCUUCAGAGUCAAGGUUGAAAAAGCACAGAGAGAAAUUUGAGGGAUUAAAUUUUCAAUGUUGGUCCAAGACCGUGCAGCCCCCAAGUCCCCUAAACAAUCCCAGAUCAGAACCUUGCCUACUACUCUUCGUCCAAACCGCUUUUCCGAGUCCAAGAGCCUCGAUUUCUCCACAUGGCUAUCGGAUAACCUCUACAAGAUUAUCUCAAUCUUGCUCCUGAUUGCCACUGUAGCCGCCCUUUACUUCCUCCGCAACGUCGGCGACACUGCAGCUCUCCUUUGCUUCGAAAAGGAAGCUGAAGCCCUUGAGAAGAUCCAAUUCCCGCAUGUGAAUUGGAAUUCCAUACCACCCAACUCUGAUAAGUCCUCCCCCUACGCGAAUUUCCGAUCGGAGCGGUGGAUCGUCGUUUCCGUUUCCAAUUACCCAACCGAUUCGCUCCGCAAGCUCGUCAAGAUCAAAGGGUGGCAGGUCUUGGCGAUUGGAAAUUCACAGACGCCGUCGGAUUGGAGCCUUAAAGGUGCAAUCUUUUUGUCCUUGGAACAGCAGGCUAAAUUGGACUUUCGCGUACUGGAUUACCUUCCUUACGAGUCGUUUGUUAGGAAGACCGUGGGGUAUUUGUUUGCCAUCCAACACGGCGCGAAGAAGAUCUUCGAUGCUGACGAUCGCGGCGAUGUGAUCGAUGGCGAUUUGGGUAAGCACUUUGAUGUAGAAUUGAUAGGAGAAGGUGCUAGGCAAGAGACGAUUUUGCAGUAUAGCCAUGAGAAUCCGAAUAGGACUGUUGUGAACCCUUAUAUUCAUUUUGGGCAACGGUCUGUUUGGCCUAGGGGUUUGCCUCUGGAAAAUGUAGGUGAAGUUGGGCAUGAAGAGUUUUACACUGAAGUUUUCAGUGGAAAGCAGUUCAUACAACAGGGUAUCUCUAAUGGUCUCCCUGAUGUUGAUUCGGUUUUCUAUUUCACCAGGAAAUCGGGUUUGGAAGCCUUUGAUAUUAGGUUUGAUGAGCAUGCUCCCAAAGUGGCAUUGCCUCAAGGAAUGAUGGUGCCUGUUAAUUCUUUCAAUACAAUUUACCAUUCUUCAGCGUUUUGGGCUUUAAUGCUUCCUGUUUCUAUUAGCUCAAUGGCUUCUGAUGUGUUGAGGGGCUACUGGGGACAAAGGCUGUUGUGGGAGAUAGGUGGGUAUGUUGUUGUUUACCCACCUACGGUUCAUAGAUAUGAUAGAAUUGAGGCAUACCCAUUUUCAGAAGAGAAAGAUCUCCAUGUAAAUGUAGGUCGCCUAAUUAAGUUUUUGAUUUCUUGGAGAUCGAAUAAGCAUAGAUUGUUUGAGAAGAUCCUGGAAUUAAGUUAUGCAAUGGCAGAGGAGGGAUUCUGGACUGAGAAAGAUGUAAAGUUUACUGCUGCUUGGCUUCAGGAUUUGGUUGCCGUUGGUUACCAGCAGCCAAGACUAAUGUCAUUUGAACUGGAUCGACCACGGGCGAGUAUUGGUCAUGGGGAUCGGAAAGAGUUUUUCCCAAGAAAAUUGCCAUCUGUUCAUCUUGGUGUUGAAGAAACAGGAACAGUGAGUUAUGAGAUUGGAAAUUUGAUUCGAUGGAGGAAGUACUUUGGCAAUGUUGUUCUUAUUAUGUUCUGCAGUGGCCCUGUAGAACGUACAGCUCUUGAGUGGAGAUUGCUUUAUGGGCGAAUAUUCAAAACCGUGGUCAUUUUGUCUGGACAGAAGAACCCAGAUCUUGCUGUUGAAGAAGGUCAAUUGGACCGACUAUACAAAGACCUACCCAAGAUAUUCGAUCGAUUUACCAGUGCAGAGGGAUUUUUGUUCCUUCAGGAUGAUACGAUUCUUAAUUACUGGAAUCUUCUGGAAGGAGACAAGACUAAACUGUGGAUAACAAACAAGGUGUCCGAAUCUUGGACUACUGUUUCAACCAAUGAUAACUCAGAUUGGUUCUCAAAACAAGCAGCUAUGGUAAACAACAUUGUCAGCACGAUGCCAGCUCAUUUCCAAGUCAGUUACAAAGAAACUGUAAAAAGUGGCCAGAGCCUUACAAUAUGCAACUCUGAGGUAUUCUAUAUCCCUCGGCAUUUUGUAGCUGAUUUUGCGGAUCUUGUUAAUUUAGUGGGAAAUCAAGAAGUCCAUCAGAAGGUUGCAAUUCCCUUGUUCUUUUUAUCAAUGGAUUCACCUCAGAAUUUUGACUCAGUGCUUAGUACAAUGAUUUAUAAGCAAACACCACCUUCUAUGAAUUCUUCUAGCCUUUAUUCAUCCAAAGUACCUGCUGUUCACCCAUGGAGUGUAUCGAGCGAACAGGAAUUUAUAAAUUUGAUCAGAUUAAUGGGAUAUGGUGAUCCUCUCCUAACGGAGUUAGUAUGAAGAGAAUAAUAAUCUCUGGGUACAAAAAAUAGCAGCAAGAGAUGAAGAAAGAUACGCGUACCACUUCCUUUUUGUUAUACCAAAAUCCUUGUAUUCUUUUCCUUCAUUCUUUUUUCUUUUUCUAGGGGAGGGUAUAUCUUUUGUCUUCUUUUUUUUUUUUUUUUUUUUUUUUUUUUUUUUUUUGACCUUUUGUAGAUUUACCUUGUAAUAUUCAUUACUGAUUGGACACUUAUCUGAACAAAGAUGUAUCCAUCUUUGCUUUUUGUUCGUGAAUAUAUGAAAGGAGAAAUUGUAUUAAACAUUGAUAACCCAAUAGUUUAAUAUUUCGAAUCUUAAAUCGUUUAAGCAAACUUCAAUGUGUUUGCCAAUAUACCCGUUUCUUGGGUCUUAUAAUAUAGAAAUCUUAUAGAAAGUAAUCGGCAAAAUUGAAAUUAAUUUGCUUGUAACUUUGUUACUUUAUUCAUAUUUGACAACAUGAAACUCAUUAAUUAUCUUGAUCGAUAACUAAAAUUGACAGACGUUUUCCGGAGCGCAGAAGAGAUAACGUCUUAAAUUCUUUAAACGUAGUAAGAAAAUUAUCAAACCAUAAUUGGUAGGAGAAAAGAAAUAUUAUCAACAAUGAUAGAAACAUGUUCUGAGGUCUGCAAAAUAACAGUACAGACACCAGUGCCUAAGCCUGUAAAUACGUAGGAUUGCAUCAGGAAAUGGGUAAAACUUCACAUCAAAGACAUUUCCCAACAC